Messenger RNA from Ceratina calcarata, 1665 nucleotides. Its product is annotated as internalin-I-like. Bases 1 to 1665 code for a protein of 554 amino acids. The record is from RefSeq and is a predicted model, not a curated record. Gene Ontology annotation, cellular component: cytoplasm. Lineage: Eukaryota; Metazoa; Arthropoda; Insecta; Hymenoptera; Apidae. Gene Ontology annotation, molecular function: protein binding. The transcript is spliced from 5 exons.
AUGAGUCCGCAUACAUUACAAGAAGUUCUGCCUGUACACUUAUCGAAAUCUAAUAUUAAAGAAUACGUUAAUCAGAAAAUGGAAAUAUGCAAUCUAGUGAAAAUAAGUAUCUCCGGACAAAAUAUCAAAUCCAUUGAUAUAGACUUAAACCUGUCUAAAUUACGAGAAAUUGAUAUCUCUUACAACCAAUUGAGUGAAUUCCCAAACAGAAGCCUGAUGGAAAACGUCCGAGUAUUACCGUCGCUAGAGGAAUUAGACAUCUCAUGGAAUCUUUUGAGUAAUUGUCUUCAAACUAUUAACAGUUUUGCAACUUUCAUACCUAACAUGUAUAAAUUAAAGAUAUUCAACAAUCCUUUCGCCGAUAUCGUCGAUCCCGACGUCAUAGAUUAUUUAAUACAAACGUAUAUACCGAAGUUACAAUUCAUUAACAAUUGUAAAUGUGAAAAUCUCUGUUUAUCCCAAAAUUAUUUCCCGUGCGCUUUUAACAUGUGCAAAUUGAACAGCAAACGACGUAACAAGCUGAUCUAUUUGAAACACAAUACGUGCGAAAACGUAGAACAGAUGAAAUUGUUGGAAAAGAAAAACAUUGAACACGCAAAAUACAUUCACAUCUCACAAGAUUUCAUCGUUGCCUCGAACGCAUCGAAAAGAGCGAAAAAUGUACAAGAAUUUUGUGCUACGUGUUGCCUGUUGUCCACAUUCCCUUUUACAAAACCGUUAAAUCAUUUAAUAAAACUAAAUCUCGGCAAUAAUUAUAUUUCUCUCCUGGAUGAUUUUACUCAAGAGAACCUUCCCUCGUUGAGAUACCUGGACUUAACAAACAAUUUGAUAACGAGCUUAGAAUCAAUGGGAUCGUUUUACACGCUACAAGAAUUUUAUUGUGGAAACAAUGAAAUAGAGAAAAUAGCACAGAUAGACAAUGUUAAAACAUGGCAAGCAUUACGUAUCAUUGAUUUGUCCGAGAAUCCAUUAACUAUGGACACGUUCUACAAAAAGUUUCUUAUAUUUCACUUGAGUAGCAUUGAAGUGGAUCUUUCUGCGGAAUAUUUACCACAAUUAGAGAGCUUAGAUCUAAGUAAAAAUCAAAUAACUUAUUUAUGGGGUCUCCAUUCAUUUAAACAUCUACGCACAUUGUGCUUGAGUUACAAUUGUCUUGAAAUAUUUAGUGGUGAUGAAUACGAGAAAACUAAGUGUAUAUACCCAAAGUUGUACACAUUGUUUUUAGAUCAUAACUACAUCAAAUCGGUAACGAAUAUUACUAAACAGAAAUUGCCGGUGAUUAAACACGUGUUUUUGAACAAUAAUCAUCUUCAGAAUAUUAAUGAAAUAAUCUAUUGCUCCACAUUGGAAUCCUUAAUUCUUGAUUAUAACGAAAUUGAAGCAUUAAACGUAGAAGAUUUCGUGGAAAAUGAUAAUUUAAAACUCUUAUCUCUUGAGAAUAAUAAGAUAAAGUCCUUGGAAUUUACAAAAGCGUUAAAAAAAUUGAAGAAACUUUAUGUUGCUCAUAAUUGUGUGGAAAAUGAAAUUGAAAUGCAAUAUUUACUGUUGCUGAAAAAUUUAGAAGAGAUUACAUUUGAAGGGAACCCUUUAUAUAACGAAUCAAAUGGGAAUAAAAUAAUAGUUACAGAUUUCGGAGUUAGAGAUGCGGAAAUUGAGAAAAUUUAA